Calidris pugnax (ruff) is the source of this 654-nucleotide messenger RNA. RefSeq names its product protein Hook homolog 2-like. The record is from RefSeq and is a predicted model, not a curated record. The annotation marks the transcript as partial. NCBI's taxonomy places the organism in Eukaryota, Metazoa, Chordata, Aves, Charadriiformes, Scolopacidae. Gene Ontology annotation, molecular function: microtubule binding; dynein light intermediate chain binding. Gene Ontology annotation, biological process: cytoplasmic microtubule organization; cytoskeleton-dependent intracellular transport. Gene Ontology annotation, cellular component: centrosome; cytoplasm. The transcript is spliced from 4 exons.
AUGCGGCCGCCACCGGAGGGGAGAGGAGGAAACCGAGCACCGGGAGCGGAAGGUGACGGCGGGGAUCGAACCCGCGACCCGGCGCCCCCCGCCCGCCUUAUACCCGCCCGCGGCGGAAGCGCGGUCCCAUUGGCUGAGGCGCCCGAAGGACACGCCCCCUCUGCGCCGGGACACGCCCACCCCGCCGCCGUGGCGGCGCUGCUGGAGGAGAAGGGCAGCCUGGCCGAGGAGAACCGGGCGCUGCGGGAGGAGAAGGCGCAGCUGGAGGCCGACGCCGCCGGUGCCGCCGCCAAGAAGCUGCUGCUGCUGCAGACGCAGGUGGAGCAACUGCAGGAGGAGAAUUAUCGGCUGGAGAGCGGGAAGGAGGAGCUGCGUGUGCGCUGCAGCCAGCUGGAGCAGGAGGCACGGGGGCUGCAGGCGCGGGCGGAGGAGCUGAGCGACCUGGCCGGGGAGGCCCGAGCCCUGCGGGACGAGAUGGACGUGCUGAGGGCGUCGUCGGCGCGCGCGGGGCGGCUGGAGGCGGCGGUGGCGACGUACCGGGGCCGUGCGGCGGCGGCGGGGGAGCUGCGGCGCUGGGUGCGGGCGCUGGAGGAGCGACACGCCGCCCAGCUGCGCCGGGCACAGCAGCUGCAGACACAGCUGGGGCGGGCACAG